Cutaneotrichosporon oleaginosum is the source of this 1215-nucleotide messenger RNA. RefSeq lists its product as uncharacterized. NCBI's taxonomy places the organism in Eukaryota, Fungi, Basidiomycota, Tremellomycetes, Trichosporonales, Trichosporonaceae. Gene Ontology annotation, molecular function: GPI-anchor transamidase activity. Gene Ontology annotation, biological process: proteolysis; attachment of GPI anchor to protein. The record is from RefSeq and is a predicted model, not a curated record. Gene Ontology annotation, cellular component: GPI-anchor transamidase complex.
AUGUUGGCGGCAGUCUGGAUCGUCGCUUGGGGGUUGAUAUGCGCCGCCGUGUCGGGCUUUGCAGGAUCACCUGACCAGCUCCACGAGCACCAUGAGCAAGUGGCCGAGCUCUUUGCUGGUGGCGAGGAUCGGCACACCAACAACUGGGCCGUUCUCGCUUGCACCUCGAGGUUCUGGUUCAACUACCGCCACAUCGCCAACACACUUGCAAUCUACCGUAGCAUCAAGCGACUCGGCAUCCCCGACUCUAAUAUCAUCUUGAUGCUCGCCGACGAUGUUGCAUGUAACGCGCGCAAUAUCUUCCCUGCCACAGUGUACGCCAACCCCAACCGUCAGCUAGACUUGUACGGUGACAGCGUUGAGGUCGACUACAGCGGCUACGAGGUGACAGUUGAGAACUUCCUUCGCACCCUCACUGGCCGGCUGAACCCCAACGUGGCACCUAAUAAGCGGUUGUUGUCAGAUGCGUCGUCUAACGUGCUCAUCUACCUCACGGGGCAUGGCGGCAAUGAGUUCCUCAAAUUUCAAGACAACGAGGAGCUUUCUGCAUUCGACGUCGCCGACGCUGUGGAGCAGAUGUGGGAGAAACGAAGGUAUAAUCGCCUUCUCUUCAUGAUCGACACGUGUCAGGCCAACACAAUGUACUCGCAGUUUUACUCGCCCAAUAUCAUCGCCACCGGGUCGUCCGCGCUGGGCGAGAACUCGCUUUCCCACGAUAACGACUACGACGUCGGCGUUGCGAUUAUCGACAGCUACACCCACUUCGUACUGGGAUACCUUGAGGGCAUGAACAAGACCUCGCAGUUGAACCUCCAGCAGCUGUUCGACGCAUAUGACUCCACCAUCAUCAGGUCGAAUGCUGGGGUGUCAUCACAUCUGUCCCCAAAGUCGCCGCGGGACAUACUCCUCACUGACUUUUUCGGUGGCGUCGCUCGCGUUGAGGUCACACCCAGCGACUCUCCUGGAGCGGCCAGUGCGACUGGGUGGGAGCCAGACCGGCCCAGCGAGAGGGAGAAUAGACUGCAGCCCAAGCAUCGGCGAUUCAAAGUGUUACACGACCGCCCGCCGCAGGGCGCGGGCCUCGCGCAUCGCACUACCAACACGCAGAUCGUCGGCCUCCUCUGCGGGAUGGGAGUGCUUCUAGGUGCGGCCUCCUUUGUAUACAUGCACAGGCAAUAGCAUAGUAUUAUAUUGAAUGCACCUAUCAUUCUAGAC